AUGUCCAAGCGUACGGUUACCGAGGUCACGGCAGCCUCUACGAGCAGCAGCGAGCCGUACUCAAAAGUCGCCGUGAAUGGGGAUAAGCGGAAACAUGAAGGGGCCGACGAGAUGGGCGAGUUCGAGGAUGCCUGGGAGGACGAGAUCGAGAGCGAUGAGGAUGCGGUGGAUGGCGGUGAAGAUGGUAUGGACGUCGACCAGGUCAUGCCCGCCAUAGAGGACACCGAGGACCAGCCUGCCCCUGCGAAAGACGUUUACAUUCCGGGAACGCAUGUCUUGGGAGAAGACGAAGUUCUGGAACCGGAUGACUCUGUCUACGAGAUGCGGCAUAGCUUGAAAGUUUACUGGCCAUGUCUUUCCUUCGAUGUGCUACGGGAUAAUUUGGGCGACGAACGGCAGCGGUACCCUGCUACUGCUUACAUUGUGUCGGGCACUCAGGCGGAUACGGCAAAAAAUAACGAAGUGGUGGUGUACAAGUUGAGCUCAUUGCAUCGGACACAGAAGGAUGAAGAAGACUCGGACGAUGAGAAUGACGACGAUGAGGAUCUAGAUGAAGACCCUGUACUAGAGUUCCGCACUAUCCCACAUCAUGGCGGCGUGAACCGAGUGCGAGCGCAGCCGUUACCUCCGUCAACACCCCUCCCUCCAGUCUCUCAGCCAUACUACACUGCAACAUGGGCCGAGACGGGCAAGGUUCACGUAUGGGACAUUCGCCCGCUCAUCGAAUCAUUGGAUACGCCUGGUUAUACCAUUGACAAGUCACGCUCGCACACGCCGGCGUAUACUGUCAAUUCGCACGGCCGCGCGGAGGGCUUUGCCAUGGACUGGGCGUCGAGUGGGAGCGGGAGCUCCGGCCUGCGACUUUUGACUGGCGACGUCCAGUCCAAGAUAUACCUCACGACAGUGACUCCGUCCGGGUUCAACACGUUCGCACAGCCAUUUACCUCUCAUACGUCCAGCGUGGAAGAUCUUCAAUGGAGUCCGUCAGAGCCUACCGUCUUCGCGUCCUGUUCCGCAGACCAGAGCGUGCAGAUCUGGGAUGUAAGGAGUAAAGGAAGGAAGAGUAUUGCUGGGAUCGAGGCUGCGCACGAAAGUGACGUUAAUGUGAUCAGUUGGAACCGGAGCACAAGCUACCUACUACUCAGCGGUGGAGAUGAGGGCGGCAUAAAAGUGUGGGAUCUGAGAAAUGUGCAAAAGAAAGGGUCAUCCACUCCGGCACCUAGUCCAGUUGCUUCCUUCUCAUGGCACAAAGCCCCCAUAACGUCAAUCGAAUGGCACCCCACCGAGGACUCCAUUUUCGCCGCCUCGGGAGCUGACGACCAGGUCACGUUGUGGGACCUCGCCGUCGAGCAAGAUGACGAGCAAGAUAUGGACACAACCGAAAACCAAAGCAGGGAAGUACCCCCGCAACUCCUAUUCGUGCAUCAAGGACAGAGGGACGUGAAGGAGGUCCACUGGCAUCCGCAGAUACCAGGCGCCGUUAUUAGUACAGCAUUGGAUGGAUUCAAUAUCUUCAAGACAAUCUCUGUAUGA
Gloeophyllum trabeum ATCC 11539 is the source of this 1533-nucleotide messenger RNA. RefSeq names its product glutamate-rich WD repeat containing. The record is from RefSeq and is a predicted model, not a curated record. Gene Ontology annotation, molecular function: protein binding. Bases 1 to 1533 code for a protein of 510 amino acids. NCBI's taxonomy places the organism in Eukaryota, Fungi, Basidiomycota, Agaricomycetes, Gloeophyllales, Gloeophyllaceae. The transcript is spliced from 4 exons.